UAAUUUAGAUGGGCGGGUCCGACAGUGCCGAUCGCAGAAGAGGAAGCGCGAGCCAGAUGAUCCGCGUUCGCCUCUAGCGCUGACUUUAUGCUUGAGUAACGUUAGCAGAUUCACAACAGCGCGGACCUGCCUUCAGUUCUUUAGCAGGAGUGCCCUGGCCGGCAGGCCGACUGUUAGCCAUGCUGCGGCAGCAAGAACCCACGGUCAGCACCCUGCAUCUGGUGGCCAAUGAUAUGACCGAUAUCAUGGAGAACUUGGACACACGAGAACUCGACAUGGGCGAUGGGGAAGAGGAGUUUGACAGCCAGGACCCCAAUAGUUCAGAAAACCGCAUCCCCUUCUCAGCUGUGUAUAAAACAGUAGGCUUUAAAGAGACCGGGGCACGUGUAUUUCUUACCGCGCUUCCCAUCACCGCCAAAAUCCUGGAGGUGGAACGCUUCACUUCCUCACAGGAUCGCUUCAACAUCACCUACCAGAGAAGCGUCUCUAAGGUGCUUCCUGCAGUGUUUAAGAUAGAGAUGAGACACGGGAACUUCACCUGGUUGAUAAAAAGGAAGGAGAAACAUUUUAUGGAGCUUCACAGGGAACUACGCACCUACAAGACCCUCCUCAGAAUUCCACUGCCGUCCCGCAGUCACGCGGAGCGGAGGCACACUAUAAACAGGAACCUUGAAAGAAACAUGCCAAGUCUACCCCGGGGAGGAGGUGAAGAACUGGCCAGGGAAGAGCAAGUGUCUAGUCGAAAAAGACAACUUGAAGACUACUUGAAUAAGCUGCUAAAAAUGCCAAUGUAUAGAAACUACCAUGCAACAAUGGAAUUCAUUGAUGUGAGUCAGCUGUCUUUCAUUCAUGAUUUGGGACCAAAAGGCUUGGAGGGCAUGGUUCUUAAAAGGUCGGGGGGUCACCGUAUUCCUGGACUGAACUGCUGUGGCCACAGUAAAAUGUGCUACCGCUGGUCUAAACGGUGGAUGGUUGUGAAGGACUCUUUCCUUGUCCUCAUGAAGCCAGACUCAGGUGCCAUCUCUUUCGUCCUGCUGGUGGAUAAGGUGUUCGACAUUAAAAUGGAAACUAAAGACACCGAGACGAAGCACGGUGUCCGUAUAGACUGCCUGUCCAGGACUCUUGUGCUGAAGUUCACGAGCUACCGUCACGCUCGCUGGUGGGGGCAGGCCGUCGAAGAUUUUGUGCGCAAAUACGGCAGCAAUUUCCUUAAGGAUCACCGCUUUGGAUCCUUCGCCAAUGAACAGAAGAAUAUCCCAUCUAAAUGGUAUGUGAAUGGGAAGCAGUACAUGGAGGACGUGGCGAAUGCACUGGAGGAGGCAGAGGAGGAGAUCUUUAUCACCGACUGGUGGCUGAGCCCUGAGAUCUUCCUCAAGAGACCUGUCGUUGAGGGCAACCGCUGGAGACUCGAUUCCAUUCUGAAACGGCAAGCGCAAAAAGGUGUGCGGAUCUUUGUGAUGUUGUACAAGGAGGUGGAAUUGGCUCUUGGGAUCAACAGCGAAUACAGCAAACGGACACUACUACAACUUCACCCAAAUAUCAAGGUAAUGAGGCAUCCUGACCAUGUCUCCUCUUCCGUGUACCUGUGGGCGCAUCAUGAGAAGAUUGUAGUGAUCGACCAAUCGGUGGCUUUCGUGGGAGGCAUUGACUUGGCGUACGGACGCUGGGAUGAUGUGGAGCAUCGGCUGACUGACAUAGGAAGUGUUACCAGGACUCUUCCCGUGUCUGCAGAGAUCACUUCUGAAGGCUCUCCCGCUAUGGCCUCUCAAUCAAACGGUUCCAGCACGGAGCACACUAACGGCAAAAGUUUGCCUGUUGACACAGUGGACCAGCCGAAACUGAAAGGACAGGGCAAGACAAAGAAGACCCGAUUCAGCAUCCGCAGGCACCUGCAGAAACACGGGCUGGCUCCUGCAGACAGCGUGAGCAGCGUCGAGAGCUCUGAAGAAAGUUAUUCUAACAGUAUUUGCAGCCACCAAAAUUUGAUCCCUCUUAAAUGGAUUGAGCUGAGGGUGUCCAUGCCCUCCUGCUUGUGCCCAAGUGAGACUGAAGCGGCACAAGAUCUGCAAGCAGAUGUGAUUGGCCUGAUGGGAAACACGCGGUUCUGGCAUGGCAAAGAUUACUGUAACUUUGUUCAUAAGGACUGGGUCCAGUUGGAUAAACCUUUUGAUGAUUUCAUUGACAGGCACAUAACUCCCAGAAUGCCUUGGCAUGACAUUGCCUCGGUGGUUCAUGGGAAAGCAGCCAGAGAUGUUGCACGUCACUUCAUUCAGCGCUGGAAUUUCACAAAGAUCAUGAAGCCCAAAUACAGAUCCCUGUCGUACCCAUACCUCCUUCCUAAAUCUCACACUACUGCGAAUGAGAUCAAGUAUCAGGUCCCUGGCUGCACCCAGACUAAUGUCCAGGUGUUACGAUCUGCCUCGGACUGGUCAGCGGGUAUAAAAUACCACGAGGAGUCGAUUCAUACAGCUUACGUCAACGCAAUUGAAAACAGCGAACACUAUAUUUACAUAGAGAACCAGUUCUUCAUAAGCUGCGCAGACAACAAAGUCGUUCACAAUAAAAUCGGAGAUGCCAUUGCCAAGAGGAUCAUUAAGGCAUAUCGGGAUGGUAAAAAGUACCGCGUGUAUGUGGUCACACCACUGCUUCCUGGGUUUGAGGGGAACAUCAACACUGGAGGAGGCAGUGCCAUACAGGCAGUCAUGCACUUCAAUUACAGGACAAUGAAUAGAGGAGACUGCUCCAUUAUCUCUCAGCUGAAGAGAGAAAUGGGUGAUCAGUGGAUGAAUUACAUCUCAUUUGGGGGUCUGAGGACCCACGCUGAGCUGGAGGGAAAGUUGGUGACUGAACUGAUAUAUGUGCACAGCAAGAUGCUUAUUGCCGAUGACAACACCGUCAUCAUUGGUUCUGCUAAUAUCAAUGACCGGAGCAUGCUGGGUAAGAGAGACAGUGAGGUGGCCGUCAUCUUUGAGGAUAUCCACACUGUGAAGUCAGUGAUGGAUGGUCAGGAGUAUCAGGCCGGACGCUUUGGAUUGAGCAUGCGGCUGGAGUGUUUCAGGAUGAUUCUUGGCGCCAACACUGACCCCAGCAUUGAUGUGACGGACCCUCUAAGUGACCAGUUUUACAAGGAGGUGUGGAUGACCACCGCUGCCCGCAAUGCAACUAUUUACCAGAAGGUGUUCCGCUGCUUGCCGUCCAGUGACGUUCGGUCAAUUUUAGAGCUGGAUGGCUUCCUCUCUAAGCCUGGUUUGGAGAAGGAGGACCCUGCACGUGCUCAAGAGGAGCUGAAGAAGAUUCGAGGCUUCCUGGUGCAGUUCCCUCUCCAGUUCCUCAGCGAGCAGAACCUUCUGCCACCCAUCGGAUCGAAAGAAGCCAUGGUGCCCAUGGACGUGUGGACAUGAGAGAACCUGCCCACAUCACCCGAAUAAAAACUGAAACUGCAAAUCUAGCAAGUGUACCAGGAACGACCUAAGCUUUCUUAUCAUAUAAUAAACACUUCUGAGACUGAAAAUGAGAUCUGAAGGCACUUCAGUUAUAAGUUGUUUACCAGAUUGGUUUGUUUCAUCCCUGAUUGUCUAUAUAUUCUAACACUAUGCAACUAAUAUUAAUUUAUGAGCUACUCAUAAAUCUUAUAAAAUGGUUAUAUGGAUCAUUUUGUGGUGUCCUGAUUGGAUGCUGUAUGUUGGUUUUGUGCCCUGUAACAUGCACUGAAUAGGUAUUAUUCUCUGCAAUUAAGUGCCAACUAUGUAUGUGAAAUUACAUCUUUUCUCAAUAUAAAGUGGAAACAUUUCUCAUGUACUAUAUCUCGAGGUAAUUUAUGGUUAUUUGAUAGUGGACGUGGUCCAUUAAAUGUUGCUUUCCUAUGGUAUGAAUUGCCAUGUUUUGGUGGCCUUAUUUCUUAACUGUGUUCUUAAUGCUGGUUGUGAACUAAAACCCACCAAAGCAUUUGUCUUUUAUGACCAAACCAAGUUGUUUUCAUAAGACUAGUAUUUAGACUUCUCCCCAUUAUUUGUCCAAAUUGUACAUAAACUGUAAAAACAUGCCUGGAGCUUUAAGAAGUUUACUGUCCGUGCUUGAAGUAAUGAAAUCAUUGCUCGUGACAUUCCAUUUAAAAGUACUGAAUCGGCUACAACUGCUACCAUUUAAAUAAACUGUCCAGGAUUUUCAUGUCACUGUAAAGGCCGCAGCAUGUGUGUCCUGCAUUCUGAGUAUCCAGCAAGUAUCUUCUAACAGUUGUUAGUCAAGCACUUAAAUGUCUGCACUGCUGACUGUGUACAGUAUCUGCACUUUUACUUCAGAAACUAAUUCCUGUUCUGUUCUUUGUCACCUUUUCCUCAUGUAUUUUCCCCAUUAAUUGCAUUUUUGCACACAAUGUGUAUCAUCAAAAACACAAAUGAUCUGUGUUGGGAUGUUUAUGAAAUAUGUGAAUUGAUGUUAUACAGAUGAUUAAACCAUAAUUUUCACACUA
Messenger RNA from Carassius auratus (goldfish), 4468 nucleotides. Its product is annotated as phospholipase D1. Gene Ontology annotation, molecular function: D-type glycerophospholipase activity; phosphatidylinositol binding. NCBI's taxonomy places the organism in Eukaryota, Metazoa, Chordata, Actinopteri, Cypriniformes, Cyprinidae. The record is from RefSeq and is a predicted model, not a curated record. Gene Ontology annotation, biological process: regulation of microvillus assembly; phosphatidic acid biosynthetic process; intracellular signal transduction. Gene Ontology annotation, cellular component: plasma membrane region; intracellular membrane-bounded organelle. The transcript is spliced from 27 exons. The coding region runs from base 180 to 3401 and encodes 1073 amino acids.